UUAUAGGUACUGUGGGGGGAGUAAUGUGAGCUGCCAGCGUACAAUUGUCCGCGGUACCUGAGUGGGAAGCCUAAUGUGGUAUUACCCGUGGCUGUGGUUCCUCUCCAGUGAAAAGACAUCUGUUUUCAUUGGCCGCGUGGUGCCUUUCGCGAGAAGAACUACAUGCCGUUACUCUUGUAGCUGCUCGCCGUAUUCCUUCGUAUUGUCCCGAUCUUACGAUUGUGCCAGAGCGGUGAGGUAUUUGCAACUGAGUGAAGGUUAGCCUUGGAUGCCUGAUGGUGCUAUGUAGUAUUCUGUGGGGACAUGGAAGUUGGAACGAUAUAAAUACCAGAUGAAAGCCACCUCCAUCUGGCACCACACUACUCAGACUACUACAACCAUCGUCACGUCCUAUAAUACCCGUCCUCUUGUAAUACCCAAUCGCACACCAUGAAGGCCACUACCAUCCUCGCUACCCUCUCCCUCGCCGCUUUGGGCGCCGCUAUGCCAUCCCCCGACUCCCCUCCUACCGACACAUCCCCAUACAUCAAGUCUUCCUUCUCCUGGGUAGACUGGGUCGACAGCCUGAUUGCCGAUCCAUCCACAGCCCUUUCUGCCGAAGAAGCUCUUGCAGCCUUCGAGGCUGGUGCCGAGGACCCCGAGGACCUUACCAAGCGUCAGGAAUUUGCAAACUGCCAACAGCUUACUUCGUCCCCUCCAUCCGUUGGCGACGCAGUGUCUUGUAUCAACGAUUUGGCUGGACGCGGCAAGGCGGGUCAGAACUGCGAUGUUAGCAGCAUAGGAGGUGCUGUACAGUGUAGCAUUGGAAGUGCCCAUAUCGUUACCGUAAGGGGAGGUACUAAUGCUCCUACAAGCGUGAACUGCAACGAUAUUGCGCGUUCAGGCGGUAUUAUCAUGGACCGCUGCACACGCGGUGACAACACUGUUUCUGGAACUGCGUAUAUUCCCCAGGGCGGUGUUGCUGUACAUAUCCAGCAUUCUUAGAGGAGAACUUGGAGGUGUUUUGGGUCGUGGGGUUUCAAAGUGAGGAUAUCGAACAGACGGCAGGAAGCAGGGUAGUACCUGCCUAUUAUGGACUAUAUGACGUUAUGAAAACGCUAGGUUGAACGCAGUAGUACUACUGUUAUCGAAUACUGAGUCUUUUUAGUG
This is a messenger RNA of Alternaria alternata, 1149 nucleotides long. RefSeq lists its product as hypothetical. The record is from RefSeq and is a predicted model, not a curated record. The transcript has 2 exons. Bases 430 to 984 code for a protein of 184 amino acids. Lineage: Eukaryota; Fungi; Ascomycota; Dothideomycetes; Pleosporales; Pleosporaceae.